AUGCCAGAGCUAACAGAAGAGAUAAAGCGUAGAAUCGGCCAGCACUUUGUCUUUGGGUUUCAUGGGCAUGAACUGAGCGAGGAUGUCAAAAUCCUGAUACGCGAUUAUCAUGUAGGAAACAUCAUAUUAAUGAAACGAAAUGUGCAAAGCGUCAAACAAGUACACGGGCUAGUCCAGCAGCUCCAGCAACUCGCAAAAGACUCGGGUCAGUCAACUCCACUGAUGAUUGGAAUUGACCAGGAAAACGGUCUCGUAUCCGCUUUCAGCUCCACCGCAAAAUAUGUUGCCGGUACCCAAUUUCCUGGAGCUAUGGCCCUCGCCGCGACGGGCUCCCCAUCUAUUGCUGAGAAAUGUUCCGCUGCUUCGGGUCGAGAAAUGCAUUUGGCAGGGAUAAACUGGGCAUAUAGUCCGGUCGCAGAUGUCAAUUCUGACCCUCGUAAUCCCGUCAUAGGAGUCCGAUCAUUCGGCGAUGAUCCGGAAGAGGUUGGACAAUAUGCGAAGGCUGUUAGUCGCGGUUUGACAUCCGCGGGAGUCGCACCGUCUGCUAAGCACUUUCCUGGCCACGGUGACACUCACGUUGAUUCCCAUUUGGCGCUUCCCGUCAUAAAGAAGUCCAAGGCUGACAUCCUGAAGACGGAGUUAGCGCCUUUCCGCGCACUGGUAGCAGAUAACAUAGCCACUGUGAUGACAGGUCAUAUGGCACUGCCUCUAGUGACUGGUGACGACACUCCUUGUUCAUUGUCAAAAGCAAUAACGACGGAUUUGUUGAGAGAUGAAAUGGGCUACACGGGUGUUAUCGUAACAGAUUGCCUGGAAAUGGACGCUGUGGCAGAGAAAUAUGGGUCGCAGAAAGGAGCGGUGAUGAGCCUGCAGGCAGGUGCGGAUGUCGUAAUGAUCUGUCACACUAUGGAACGUCAGCGAGGAGCGGUUGAAGAGGCGUACCAAGCCGUGGCGAAUGGCACUCUUUCACUCGACUCAUUGAAAGUUAGUGAAGAUAGGAUUUCGGCGUUGAAGAGCGAGUUUGCUGGGACUUGGGACCACGUGUUAAACCAAGAAUUCGAUGAACAAACACUAGCGGCCUUAACGAUCGAGAAUGCGGAACUUAGCUCGAGUUCCUAUUCGGCAUCCGUCGCGCUCAUCCGCGGCCCCGUCCCCCAAAUCCUGGGGCUUGACGGCGAUAUCCUGCUAUUUACCCCAGAGAUGGAAAGUCUGAAUAAAGCGGUGGAUGAUGCGGAGGGAGUGCUGCGCAACAGCACCGGCCAAGUGAGGAAUACCGCAGGACCCCAUUUCCUUGCAUUUGCCCAGUCCAUCGCUCGCAGAAAAUCUUCCCAGCAUAUUGUCUAUUCCUCACUUGCAGCGUCUUCGGGUGAACUACCUCCGGAAGUUGCCACCGUACUUCCCGGAAUCUCAGCUGUCAUCUUCGCGACGCGCAACGCUGACCGUUCUCGGUGGCAGCUUGACUAUCUUCGUAAGCUUCGCGAAAAUGUAUUGCCCUUUGUCCCAGCUGUCCUGUUGGCAACCUGCGCGCCAUACGAUCUCAUGAAGGAUGAGGAUAUCAAAAUGGCAUACCUUGCGACAUUUGAGUACACGCCUGCAGCUCUCGAGGCAGCGACGGCAGUGAUAUUCGGAGAAAAAGAAGCCAAGGGGAGGGUUCCAGUCUUGGGAGGAGACGUGCUCAAACGCUAG
Molecule: messenger RNA, 1686 nt
Organism: Serpula lacrymans var. lacrymans S7.9
Lineage: Eukaryota; Fungi; Basidiomycota; Agaricomycetes; Boletales; Serpulaceae
Product: glycoside hydrolase family 3 protein
Exons: 8
Coding region: 1-1686 (561 amino acids)
Biological process (GO): carbohydrate metabolic process; peptidoglycan turnover
Molecular function (GO): hydrolase activity, hydrolyzing O-glycosyl compounds
Source: RefSeq, a predicted model, not a curated record